UCGAGACUUCUAAGACGCCUCCUGACAGCGACCACGCACGCCGCGCUGCUGCUCCGAGAAACGCUGCCAGAAUACCAGCCAGCAAUGAGCGAUCGCUACAGCUUCAUCCCUGCGACGCGGGAGCAGAUGGAGACCAUCAGGAAGAGACUGGGAACAGAUGAAGAGGACAUCAGGAGGGCCAUCACGUCUGUUCGAGACUGGCUCAGGAUGCAGCCGCAUCUGCCCGACCAGAUGGAAGAUGCAUUCAUCGAAAGGAUGUACAUAAACUGCAAGUGUAGCAUAGAGAGGGUUAAGAAAGGCGUGGACAACUUCUUCUCUAUGAGGACCAGGUAUCCAGAGAUGUCGAUGAACCGUGACCCUAUAGGACCCGACGUUGUGACAACUAUGGAGCACCUGAAGCUGGUGACGAUGCCUCGCCUCACGGAGGACCUGUACCGCGUGCACAUCAUCGCGGACCCCGACCCGGACCCUGCGUGGGUCUCGUGGAUAAAUUACGGAAAAGUCGGCUCCAUAGACCUCGACUUGAUGUUAUUUAAUGACUACUCCCUCGGAGACAUCGUUAUCUUCGACCUGAAGAACGUACACGCCGGACACGCCGUCCGCUCUGACAUCAACAUCAUGCGUGCUAUGGAAUUUGGCUACAAGAGUGCCUAUUGCCGGAGGUUGAAAGGAUUCCAUUUGGUGAAUGCGAACAAAAUAACUGAUUUCGUACUGAAAAUUUUGAAGACAGCUCUCUCAGAAAAGUUGCAGAAAAGGAUACACGUUCAUCCCCCAGGAACGACGACGCUGUUUGACCACGUGGCAAAGGAAUAUCUGCCGGAUGAACUAGGAGGCACUGCCGGUCCUAUCGACAAAUAUGCCUAUGAAUUCAUCAGGAGGGCGGAGAAGAAGAGAGACUGGUUCCUGGAGCAGGACCGCUACACCUCGGACGAGAGUAAGAGGCCGCCAGACAACCACUACGCCGAUGACUUGUUCGGAGUGGCGGGCUCGUUCAAGAAGCUCUCAGUGGACUGAUGCCGUUACUUGUGGACAGUAAACUGUGAUACACAGGGUGAACCGGGAAUCCACCAACAAAAUUUCAGAGUUUGCUUUGUCAUAUUUCUUGAGUGUUUUGGUACAGCGGACACAUGGUCCCCGGUGAUGCGUUACUGAGUACUAACAUUCAAUUUGAUGUUUUCCUGCUGUUGGGACCUUCAGUCAGACGACUGCUUUGAUACAGCCCUCCCUCUAGUCUGUCCUGUGCAACCUCUUCACCUCUCCAUACGUACAGAAAAUUACGUCCAUCUGGACUUGCUUACACUAUUGUCAAGUAUUGGUCCCGCUAUGUAGUUUAUAUACCCCCACCCACACGCUCCACAUACACACAUAAACAAACUUCCUUCCAUGACGAAAUUGACGAUCCCUUGAUUAUAACUGUGGACGUGUCAUUUCAAUCGAACCAUUCCUUUAGUGGAGCUGUGCACUUACAUUAAUUAUUCAACACACCCAUCAAACCCAGAGCAUUCAUACUUCAAUCACUCCUGGUCUCUUCUUGUCUGAAUAUUUAAGCGUCCACAUUUCACUUCCGUACAAUACUACACUCCAGACAAAUACCCUCAGACGGAAAACUUAAAUUAUUUAUAUCCGUUGUUAACUAAUUUAUUUUCCUCACAAAUGCUUUUCUUUAAUUGCCAAUUCGUAUUUCAUGUUCUCCCUACUUCGGCCAACGUCAGUUAUUUCACUGCCCAAGUAUCAAAAGGUAUCUACUACUUUCACUAUCUCAUUUUCUAAUUUAAUUCCCUCAGCUAGCGUAAUAUAAUUUCCUGAAUUUUAAUUCCCUUUCCAAAUUUCUCCAUGACUCCCUUUACUGCCUCAGUAUCCAGACUGUGUUAUAUCUAUGACAGCAACCCUGUUUCACUCCUUCCUGAACUACCGCUUUCUUUUCAUGUCUUUUGACUCUCACAACUGCAUUCUGGUUUCUGUAUAAGUUCUACAUAUUUCGCUACCUGCAAUCUCUUCCUUCUGCCUUCACACCUUCCUUGAACACUGUCAAAAAUUUUUCUCUAAAUAUAUAAACACUAUAAAAAUGGCUUUGCCUUCACCUAAUCUAUUUGCUAAGAUAAAUCGUAGGAUCAAAAUCGUUACAUAUGAUUCUACAUUUUUAGAGACUCCAAACGAAUCUUCCCCAAGGUGAGGUUCUACCCUAUUCAGCAAAUCAUUCGUGUCAGUAUUUACUAACCAUGACUUGUUAAACAGAUGGCUCCCUAUUAUUCGUCCCUGUCAGCACCUGCCUCCUGUAAAAUAGAAAUUGUUACAGUCUGGAUAUCCAGCCACCCUCCCCCUUUUGCUUUGUACCACUAUUCCACUGAAAAAUUUGGUAAUUGAGUUAAUAAAGCACGUAAGUCAUAAUUACAUUAUUAUUCUGCAACCAGCCACUGAAGAACACGGGUUCUUAAUAGCAAAAUACUUGGGAAAUGUCCUUCAACAAGUUCUGAAAUGUUGUCAGUGGUUCGGAUUCACCUAGUUAUGUCAUACAGGUGUUCUUCCAUAGGGAAUAGGUCAAUAAAACCUCUGUCUCAAAUAUGAAUCUUGUGUGAAAGUGAAGAAAUAAUAAUAAGAUGUUCCCUAUCCUCGA
Messenger RNA from Schistocerca serialis cubense, 2614 nucleotides. RefSeq names its product retinol-binding protein pinta-like. Gene Ontology annotation, cellular component: membrane. The coding region runs from base 85 to 1014 and encodes 309 amino acids. Lineage: Eukaryota; Metazoa; Arthropoda; Insecta; Orthoptera; Acrididae. The record is from RefSeq and is a predicted model, not a curated record. The transcript is spliced from 7 exons. Gene Ontology annotation, molecular function: phosphatidylinositol bisphosphate binding.